AUGUGGAAAUCGACCCUAUCUUUAAAGCGUAUUAAUUAUUUUCAGGUAUCAUCUGCCUCUGGACAUUUGUAUAUUCAAUUAAAAGAAUAUAAAAAUGUAGACGGUAAGAUAUCGGAUGGUUCUUGCUGUGAUAGUUCAUGGUGGUGUGCAAGUGACGAAUGUGAUCCGUAUUUUGUAUUCAAGUUUCAAGGAAAGAAGGAGUCUACUAGUGCAGUCAAUAACAUCGCAUCUAUAACAUCUUUUUCCAAAGAUGUUUUUCGUUUCAAAUUUGAACGCUGGAGGGUAGGUCUCUAUAUUUUUAAUUAUUUUCGGGGAUGUGCCCUGACGGAAUAACGGGCAUGCAUUCUUAUACUAAUCAUAAUCCUUCCUUCCUUAUACUAAUCAUACCCGUUAACACGGCUUCUGCAGUAAACAGUAUUCAGUAAAUUAUACAGAGUGUAUAUAAAAAAAGUAGAUAAUGGUCAAUAGUCCAGCUAUACACGAAAUUUUGAUUUACCAUAGCAAAUUUUGUAUCAAUUUGGUUAUUUUUGCCGUAAUACAAGUACUGUAUACAAAAUGUUCGAACUUCACAGGGCAAUAUUUUCUUCAUUUUACAACAUUUAGGUUAGCAACCAAUCUUUGCAGUUUUACUCAUUCUAAGACGCUCUUUCUAGCUGUGGUGUUGGAUUUCGUUCUUCAUACCUUGUUGAAAAUUUAGUCUAUAGCUGCAAUCACCCAUUUUGGAACAACAAUUUCACAAAUCCGUUCAAUUCAUGAACUUUUUGUAAAAUAAACAAAAAAAUUUCGUAAAGAUAAAUUUUCCGGAGCAGGGGGGCGUGUCGUUUUUAGCAGCAUUAAAAUAGCAUGCGCGCGAAAUUUAAAAGUUGAACGCAUUUUGAGUUCAUGGUCAGGAAAAGCAGAAUAGACAGUACCUGAAAUUGACCAUUUGCGUAAUAGACUAAAUUUUGAACUAAACAAGUCUAGACAAAAAUUUCAUCACAGCUUGAAGGAGCAUCACAAAAUUAGUAAUAUUCCAAAGUUUCGUUGCAAAAUGUUGUAAAAUGCGGAAAAUAUAGCCUUGCGAAAUUUGCAAUUUUCAGUCAUUUUAGAUUACAAACGGGAAAUUGACAGCCCCAAACCCUUCGAGGCUGUCAAUUUCCGGUUUGUGAUCUAAAAUGACUGAAAAUUGCAAAUUUCGCAAGGCUAUAUUUUCCGCAUUUUACAACAUUUCGCAACGAAACUUUGGAAUAUUACUAAUUUUGUGAUGCUCUUUCAAGCGGUAAUGAAAUUUUUGUCGAGAUCAAAAUUUAGUCUAUUACGCAAAUGGUCAAUUAGGCCAACAUUACACAAAACUGAAUACUUCGAUAGACUUUGUUUGGCAGUCAGCGAUUGAGGCAAGUUGCAAAAGACCUAUAUUAGUACUUUAUUCUCAGAUUUUGCGAUUAACAACAUCGCGUUAUCUAAUUAACUGAACAAAUUUUCGUUGGUAGGAAUGCAACUCUGGAAUGCAGCAACUACCUGACAACUAAUAUAUAAGGAGAAUUUCGACGUUUCGAGCGAAGGUCCUUCGUUGAAGCCAUAUUUCAACUUGAUAUGCAAAUUACAAAGUCAAAAAUGAAGUAGAAUAAAACAUGUCCGUGAUUUCUGGCCAUGACUUAUUUUUUGUAUCAUUGUGAUAAAAAUGAGCAACUAAAAUUGUCAGUACGACCCAACUAUAUCUGAGAAUGCUUUUCUUGUAUUUCCUGGAACAAUGUCUUGGAUGAAUAACAUCCAAAUUGGCUGAGUUUUCAUAUGUAAAUACUAUAACUUAUGAAAUGUUUUUUUACGAGGUUGCAUCUUGUUUUCAAGUUUUUGUUAAACUAGCCAGGCUUUUUAAUGGGAAAAUAUCUUAAGUUCAAGUUUUAGGACUUGCAAGGUUUGCAGGUGUGUAAAUAAUCUAUUAUAACUCGAUACUGAAUGCACGACAACAUCAUGCUAAACUUGAUUAUCUAUACAGCUUGCAUGUAUAUCUUAGAUAUUCAUGUUUAAUGAAAACUGAUAAAAUAACAAUAGUCUAACAUUAAUAUUACUAACAGAUUUUUACUUAUUCAUCAACUUAGUCUAACCAACGACUUGAAGUUGAAAUCUGGGAUGAAGAUCUCGGUGGGGACGACAAAAUGUACGAGAAAGCAGUAAAACUUCCAGAUAAAGCUGGCAAAUGGUAUUCUGCAUCAACUGUCAAUCCAGAAGAAAUCAAAGGAACAUACACGACCUUUAAAAUAUCAUUACGAGUAUAUUGUGACUCGGGUUACUUGGUCCCUAACUGCUCCAAGUAUUGUAAAGUUAGUAAUGACAGUAAUUAUCGUUGUGAUUAUACCAAAGGCUUGAAGAUUUGUCAUCCAUGUUGGUACGGUUCGGAUUGUCAGAAAUACUGUCGUGAACAUAGUGACGGUAAUUACAUUUGCAAUAAAACAACCGGUAUGAAAAUUUGCCAUCAAAAUUGGUAUGGAAGUGAGUGCACAGUUCACUGCAAAAAACAAAACGAGUCCACUGGAAACUAUUUUUGUAACAGGACUAAUGGUGGAAAGAUUUGUUAUCCAAAUUGGUAUGGUACAAAUUGUACAACAUAUUGCAAACCAACGAACGAUUCUGCUGGACACUAUCACUGUAAUACCAUAACUGGUUCCAAAAUCUGUUACCCAGAAUGGUAUGGAAACAACUGCACAACAUUUUGCAACCCAAAGAAUGAUUCAACCGGCCAUUAUUCAUGUAAUAAGAUGACUGGUUCAAGAUUUUGUCAUUCACAUUGGUUUGGGGAAAAUUGUACGGAAUAUUGUAAAAAGCAGAAUGAUACUAAUGGACAUUAUUCAUGUGAAAAGGCAACUGGUUCUAAAAUGUGUCACUCAAAUUGGUUUGGAACUAACUGUACAACCUUUUGCAAACCAAAUAAUGAUUCAAGUGGGCAUUAUGCGUGCACUAAAGAUUCUGGAAUGAAACAGUGUCUUCCAAACUGGCAUGGAACAAACUGUUUAACUUAUUGUAAAGAGCAAAAUGGUACUAGUGGUCAUUAUUACUGUGAUAGGAAGAAUGGUUCGAAGACAUGUCAUCCAAAUUGGUUUGGGAAUAAUUGUACUAGUUAUUGUAAAGGGCAAAACAGUUCUUCUGGCCACUAUUUCUGUAACAGAAGUACAGGUUUGAAGAUCUGUCAUCCUCAUUGGUACGGAACUAACUGCCAAACAUACUGCAAGGCACGAAACGAUUCAACAGGACAUUAUACAUGUAAUAACGAAACUGGUUCGAAAAUUUGUCAGUCAGAUUGGUAUGGGGCAAACUGUGAGGUAUAUUGUAAACAAAAGAAUGAUUCAAAUGGACAUUAUUCUUGUGAUACGACAACUGGUCUUAGGAUCUGUCAUCAAAAUUGGUUUGGAACUAACUGUACAAUAUAUUGUGAGAAGCAAAAUGAUUCGACUGGGUAUUAUUUCUGUAGUCGAACUACUGGAUCAAAAAUUUGUUAUCUUAAUUGGUAUGGAACUAACUGCACAGUAUACUGCAAAGAGCAAAAUGAUUCUACUGGUCAUUAUUCAUGUGAUAAGGCAAAUGGUUUAAAACGUUGCCAUCCAGACUGGUUUGGAACGAACUGUACAACAUAUUGUAACCCAACCAAUGAUUCGACUGGCCAUUAUUACUGUAAUAUUACAACUGGUUAUAAGAAUUGUUAUUCACAUUGGUAUGGAGCUAACUGUACCCGGUAUUGUAAAGAACAGAAUAUUUCGUCUGGACACUAUUUCUGUAAUGAAGACUCUGGGUCAAAAAUCUGUCACCCAAAUUGGUUUGGACCGAAUUGUGAAACAUAUUGCAAAGAACAGAAUGGUCCUAAUGGACAUUAUUUUUGUAACAGAGAAAACGGGUUAAAGCUAUGUCAUCCAGACUGGUAUGGAAGAUUGUGUGCUGUAUUUUGUAAAAAACAAAAUAGUUCUGAUAGUCAUUUCUUUUGCAAUAAGACAACAGGGCAAACUGUUUGUCAUCCACAAUGGUUUGGAAUAAAUUGUACGAAAUAUUGUAAGGAACAGAACGGUUCCAAUGGACAUUAUGAUUGCAACGAAAGUAUAGGCUCAAAAAUCUGCCAUCCAAAUUGGUUUGGAACUAACUGCUUGAACUUUUGCAAAGAACGGAAUAACUCGAAAGGGCAUUACUCAUGUAAUAGGACAACAGGGACAAGAAUUUGUCAUCCAAAUUGGUUUGGAGGAAACUGUUUGACGUACUGUAAAGAAAGAAAUGCUUCUUCUGGGCGUUAUUUCUGUAAUAGAACAAAUGGUUUUAAGAUUUGUCAUUCAGAUUGGUUUGGAACUAACUGUUCGACGUAUUGUAAUGAAAAGAAUGAUUUUACUGGGCAUUACUUCUGUAAUAACAGAACAGGGUUAAAAAGGUGUUAUCAAAAUUGGUUUGGAACUAACUGUUUGGCGUAUUGUAAUGAAAAGAGUAAUUCUUCUGGGCAUUAUUUCUGUAAUAACAUAACAGGGUUAAAAAUGUGUUAUCCAAAUUGGUUUGGAACUAACUGUUCAAUAUUCUGUGAAUCAAGGAUAGGUUCAACAGAACAUAAUCAUUACUCCUGCAACCAAUCUACAGGUUUAAAAAACUGUCAUCCAAAUUGGUUUGGAAGAAAUUGCUCAACAUAUUGCAGAGAAACGAAUGAUUCUAUUGGGCAUUAUUCCUGUAAUAAGACAACUGGAUCUAAGAUUUGUCAUCGACAAUGGUAUGGAAAUAACUGCACAGUGUAUUGUAAACCAAUUAAGGAUUCCUCAGGACACUACUUCUGUAAUGAACAAUCUGGCUCAAAAAUAUGUCACCCAAAUUGGUACGGACCAAACUGUUCAACAUUUUGUAAAGAACAGAAUGCUUCUGCUGGACAUUAUCACUGUAAUAAAACAAAUGGUUCAAGAAUCUGUUAUUCGAAUUGGUAUGGACCUAACUGUUCAACACAUUGUGAAGACUCGAACGAUUCAAAUGGGCACUACUUUUGCGAAAAGACAACAGGUUCAAAAAUUUGCAAUACAGAUUGGUUUGGGAAUAACUGUACAACAUUGUGCAAAGCAAGAAAUGACUCAACAGGACAUUAUAGUUGUAACGGAACAACUGGUUCAAAGUUUUGUCAUCCACAGUGGUUUGGGGAAAGCUGUAGAAAUUAUUGUAAAGAGAAAAAUGACACUGCAGGGCAUUAUUCGUGUGAAAAGACAACGGGAUCUAAAAUUUGUCACACCAAUUGGUUUGGGACUAACUGUACAACUUAUUGCAAACCAAAAAGUGAUUCUACUGCAGGGCAUCACUUCUGUAAUACGACAACUGGUUCAAAGGCAUGUUAUCCACACUGGUUUGGCACAAACUGCACGGAAUAUUGCAAAGAACAAAAUGGUAUAAAAGGACAUUAUCUAUGUAAUAAAACAACUGGCUUCAAGAUUUGCUAUCGAAACUGGUUUGGAAGCAAUUGCCAAAUAUUUUGUAGGGAAGCACAUGAUUCUAUUGGACGUUAUUUCUGCAAUAAGACAACUGGUUUGAAAGUCUGCAAUCCAGAUUGGUACGGAGAUAACUGUUUAACAUAUUGCAAAGACACGAAUGAUUCUAACGGUCGCUAUCUUUGUAACAAAACAACUGGUUUAAAAAUUUGUCAUCCAAAUUGGUUUGGACCGAACUGUACGACAUACUGUGAAGAAGCUAUCGGUGGGUAUUACCUUUGUAAUAAGACAACAGGAUUGAAAUUCUGUAAGGCUAAUUGGUACGGGGUGAACUGUUCCAUUUCCUGUCAGGAAAGCAAUGGUCUUAACGGUAAUUACUUGUGUAAUAAGACAACUGGUUACAAGUACUGCAAACCUAACUGGUAUGGAGUUAACUGUACGAAUUACUGUCAUAAAAGUAGCAAUAUUAAUCGUCAUUAUUUCUGUAACGAGACGAAUGGUUCAAAAAUUUGUCUUCCUGACUGGUACGGCACUAACUGUACCACAUACUGUAAAUCAUCAAAUAGUGAUCAUUCUGGGAAAUAUUUGUGCAAUAAAACAACUGGACAAAAGAUUUGUUUAGAGGAUUGGUAUGGAACGGAUUGUAAAAUAUAUUGUAAAGAACAGAAUAUAUCCAGCGGAAGUUAUGUUUGUGAUAGAACAACGGGCGAGAAGAUUUGCCACCUGAAAUGGUAUGGAUCUAACUGUGACCAAAGAAUCUGUUAUUCAAACUGGUAUGGAGCUAACUGUACUGUAUAUUGCAAAGAAGAUAUAAACAGUCACUACACGUGCGACAAUGAAACAGGGACAAAGAUUUGUCAUUCUGAAUGGUUUGGGGUAAAUUGUUCUCAAAGUAUUACGGCAAAGAACGUCUGGGACGGUCUUCCACAAUAUUUGAAACUCACAAUUGGUGGCGGAGGAAUAUUGGUGCUUGUGAUUAUUAUUGUUGUUUUAGUGAGGUAA
Paramuricea clavata is the source of this 6410-nucleotide messenger RNA. Lineage: Eukaryota; Metazoa; Cnidaria; Anthozoa; Malacalcyonacea; Plexauridae. The record is from the annotation of a GenBank genome assembly.